Molecule: messenger RNA, 1506 nt
Organism: Rubroshorea leprosula
Lineage: Eukaryota; Viridiplantae; Streptophyta; Magnoliopsida; Malvales; Dipterocarpaceae
Source: the annotation of a GenBank genome assembly
AACUCCUAUGCAAUCAAGAUUUAAAAAAAAUUUACAAUUCUUUUUAAUUAUGAAAGAAAAAAACGCAAAGCGUCACUCUUUUCUUUUUAUUUCGCUUUUCUUUUUAUUUUUUAUUUUUUAAGGAAAGAAACUAAAAAGGCCUAAGCAUAACAAAUUGACAACGAUAAAAGGAAGGCGGUGCUAGGAGGGUGGCCCGACUGUUGAAACCAUGGCACACGGUGGCUACGGCAAGCGCCGCGUGGCUGAGGGCAAUCGCGUUGGUCGCCGAUCAAAGGGACCCGGCGUAGAUAAGAAGCCUAAGCCAAAGGCCGUGUCUCUCAAGAACCAAAUUCGCUCCAUUGAGCGCAUGCUUCGCAAGGAUCUUCCACCUGAAGUUCGAGAAGCUCAAGAGAAGAAGUUAGAAGGGCUCAAGAAGCAGCAAGAAAUUCAUACCCGUCUGGCUGUGGAACGUAAAAUCUUUUUGCGGGAUAGAAAGAUUAAGUUUUUUGAAAGGAGAAAGAUAGAAAGGAGAAUAAGACGUCUGGAGAAACUACAACGUGCUUCAUCUGGUCAGGCCCAAGAUGCACAGAUUGCAGAGCAGCUUUCAAAAUUGAAAGAAGAUCUUGAAUAUGUUAGGUUUUUCCCCAAGACUGAGAAAUAUGUAUCUUUAUUUACGGGAGGUGAUGAUUCAGACAUGGUUGAUCGAAGAAAUAGGUUACGCAAGCAGAUAAAAGCCAACUUAAUUGCUGCUGCUGCCAGUGGAAAGGAUUUGGAAGAGACAGGAAGUGAGGAUGAUGGGCUGUUGGAUAUGAGCGAUGACGAUUUCUUUUUGUCUGGAAGCUCAAGUGAUGAAGCAGAUGCAGAUGAUGAAUGGACAGACAAAAGUGCAAGGGAGCAGGCUUCUAGUGCAUCUGGUAUAGCAGCAUCUGGCAUGUCUAGUGAUGAAAGGAAUCAGAGACAGAUUUCUGCCAGAGCAUUAAUGCCACCUCCCAGGCCAUCAACUAAUUACCCUCCAAGUUCAGCAAACACUCAAUCAAGAGUUGCAUCAUCAUCCAGAAAAAAUUCAUCAAUGAGGAGCGCUGAAAUGUCCACAUCCAGCAACACAUCAAAUAGCAGCAGCAGCUUAUCCUUUAAAUUAGGAGGAUCCUCAAAUUCCAAAACAGUUCCAAGUAGUAAUAUAAGCUCCAGUUCUGAUGCUCGCAAACCCCGACGAAAGAGGAGGCCAAAGAAGAAAAAGCAGCAUGUAUGUUAAUUGAUUCCUUUUCUGCAGUUCCACCUCUUUGUUUGGGAGUUUAUGAUAUGCACAAGGAAAGUUAAAUCUGACACACUAUUUUACCCUCAUGUAUUGAUUUUGCUGUCUUUCAUUGAAAUUUAUCCUAUGGUUUUGAAUUUACUGGGUACUAUGUUGGCACUAUUUUGAUGGUCGUGAUGCUUCUGUUAGUAUUUCAUUGAUAUAUAAACCUACGAUGUGAAUGGUCUUGAUGGUAGGCUUGAAUCCGCUGAACUGAGCUUGAUAUGAACUAAAGC